Messenger RNA from Coffea eugenioides, 1266 nucleotides. Its product is annotated as transcription factor bHLH113. Gene Ontology annotation, biological process: regulation of transcription by RNA polymerase II. Bases 1 to 828 code for a protein of 275 amino acids. Gene Ontology annotation, cellular component: nucleus. The record is from RefSeq and is a predicted model, not a curated record. The transcript has 5 exons. Gene Ontology annotation, molecular function: RNA polymerase II cis-regulatory region sequence-specific DNA binding; protein dimerization activity; DNA-binding transcription factor activity, RNA polymerase II-specific. NCBI's taxonomy places the organism in Eukaryota, Viridiplantae, Streptophyta, Magnoliopsida, Gentianales, Rubiaceae.
AUGGCAGGUGGGGAUGAUGGACUCGAAGAUCACGAUGAUCCUCUCGCCGUGGGGAGCUACUCGCAACUCCUCUUUGCCGAUGAAGUCGCAGAUGAUCUUGACCCAGAUGGCUGCUUCAAUUUUACUACCUCCUCAUUUUCAUCCACUCCUCCCAAAAUGCUCUGCUUUGGUGAUGAAAAUAGUCAAGACUUUGAUUUUACUUUCGAGAAAAUUACUGCAAAAUUUGCUCAAAAAAGUGGAGUGACAUGCAGCGAUUCAUCUUCCGCCUCUUCAACGACUGUAAACAGCAACAUCACUACUGCUAUAAGCAAGACCAACGUUAGCUCUUCACAAAAAUCAAACAAAAAGAGAAAUGUGUCAGGGGCUAUUGGCGCUGCCAACGAUGAACCAGUUCAGAACUCAGCCGUCGGUAAUGUAGCUCCGGCGGGAAGCCAGAAAAAUUGUAAGAAAAAGAAAUCUGCUGAUAACUUGAUUGAGACGGCGACGGGGUAUGCAAAGGUUAAAAAAGAGAAACUUGGAGAAAGAGUCAUAGCUCUCCAGCAACUCGUUUCACCCUUCGGCAAGACGGAUACGGCAUCAGUACUUCACGAAGCGAUGGGUUACAUCAGAUUUCUGCAGGAUCAGGUUCAGGUCCUGUGUUCUCCAUACUUGCAGCGUCUGCCUUCCUCGCCCCGUUACUUGCUUGAAAAAGGUGGAGAAUGCAAGGAAGGUGAAUCAACGAACGAUCUAAGAAGCAAGGGGUUAUGUCUGGUCCCAGUAGAGCUCACGCUACAUGUGGCAGAGACUAAUGGAGCCGAUUUUUGGUCACCGGCUAUGGUCAACAAGUAAUCAUCAAACCAAUAAUUAAGUAGGAGUGUGAAUUUUUUGUAUGGAUGGACAGAUGCUGCAAACUUCAUAAUGUUGAUAACCAGGGGAAACAGAAAAAAAAAUGGCUGUAAACUGUUGCCCGGAUGAAGAAAGAAGUAAAGGUGGUAGGAUGUAGCAGUAGCAGUACAUGGUACUCGUAAAUCACUAGAAAAAGAAACAAAAAGGUACUCGCAGUUAUAGGAUGGCAAAUUAGGCAAGCAGGAGCCUGUGAGUUCACUAAUUUUGUAUUGUCCCAUCAUACGGAGCUGUUGUGAAAAUCUUAUGACUCACUGUAGCCAAGUCAUCCAACCAAAACUCGAAAAAAAAAAGGGGGAAAAAGAAAGAAGACAAAAUGACCUCUUGCAUUGCCGUCGUUGUACUUGUGUGUUUUCCUUAUUGGGUUAAUGUGUACGACUUGCA